AUGGCUCCCGUGCAGCAGACGUUCUCGCUGAUUCCCGAACUUCCUUCUGCCCUCCAUGGCCAUGGCGGCGAUCAACAGCAGCAGGGUCGCAUCUCCCGACCCCCCAUGACGACCAAGCAGGCGAAGAAGGCCUACAAGGCCAAAAACAAGGGUCCGAAGCUCUCCAAAGCCGAGCAGCGCCGCCAGGACCUGAUGGAACAGGACCGCAUCCGCCGCGAGUUUGAAAAGGAGCGCAACCAGGCCAGAGCCAAGGCCGCUCGGGACAAGCGCAAGGAGAAGGAGGAUCGGGAAAAGGCCGAGAAAAAGAAGAAAGGCAUCCCACUUGUUGAGGUCCAUCCGUCCCAAGAUACCUUGGCCCGCUUUGUGCGGAGGCCGACAACCCCUACCGUGGGGCCGAAGUCUAAGACCGAUAGCAGUGGAUUUCCGGGCCGACGGAGCCAGUCGCCGAGAGAUCAAAGGCCAGAUAGUCUGCCGGUUGUCUGUUCUGAAGAAGAUGAUAGCGACGCAACCUUACCAGCAGAAGAUGAACCAGAAAGACCAACAAAGAGGCAACGCACUGAGGAAUCGCCCAGAGCCCUGCCGGUGAUUGAGCAUGAGCUAAAUGGCAUGUUCAAGAAGCCAAUCACAAAGCCCGAUAUCGAUCCAGGGAUCGAUCAAACACGGAACAGAGCUUCUCAACACUCACAAACCAAUGUGAUGAAAGAACCCACUGCAACAUCGACGAGUCUUGAUCCAGAUGAUCCAAUAGUUGAGAAUAUGGUUAAUCGUCAAAUUCUCAACGAAUCGUUUUCUGCGGAUGAUGGCUUAUUUGACGAUAUCGAUCUUGAUGCUAUUGAAAUGCAAACUGUAGCUCAACACGCUACACGCAUGACACGCAUGGAGCCAAAUAUUGCGCUUUCGAGACCUCCCGAUCCUCGUUCGUCACCAGGAAAAGACCAACCUGUUGUCCAGAAAGGCACUAUAGACCAAAUGCCUGAUCAGAAACAAGUUCUCGUCGCCUCAUAUCCAAAACAGCCUGUCCAAAUGCGUCGCGACGACGGAAAACGCGCCGUGGAGUAUAAUAACCUGAACCGCAAGUCUUUAUCGAAUGAGGAAACACCAAAGAAUUAUGUAAUCGAGCGACCAAGUGUCGACGAGGAUGUUGCUACUCCAGCAGCGCUGGCCGCUACCAGUCGGAACUCAUGUUCUGGGAGUCGCGCGACGAAAGCCCAUCGUCGACUUCUGCUUGUUACUGAGCAGCAAGACCGGAAACCAUUGCAAGAAUUACCAAUCAAGCAGAGCGGACAUUCGGUCCAGAUGCAGAACGCACAAGCGAAUUCUUCUGCAGUCAGUGAACAGACACGAAUAGAACAGACACCAAAGCGAUCUCGCCCAAGUCCAAAAUCAGUCUUGAAUGGAUCAAGCGUAUUCCUGUCGCCCAAGACCCCAUCCAUGGGCCCUCCGCCAUUGCCACCAAAAUUCAAGACUCAUGGUCAACCAAUUUCUGGCAAUGGCCUUCACAAACCAAAAUUCUUACCGCGGCAGCACCCAACGCACGUGCUGCCUAAAAGGGAAUCGGAGUCUCCAGCGCACCUGUUGAGCACCAGAACAGACUUGCCUCCAUCGAGCACGCAGCUAUUUCUGCAGAGUUUUGCUGAUGACCUUUUCCCCAGCCCUUCGCAAGAAAUCGCGGAGCUCCUCGACGAACCUACCAGCGGGCUUCAGGGACCAUCCACUCACUCGAAAUCGGCAUCAGUUGCGUCACCUCUGCGUCCAUCUCGCAUCGAAAACAAGCGUGACAAUCAACUAUCACGGCCCUUUUCCCGUGAUAACACUCAGAAAAACCGAACUUUGUCUCAUGGAAGAACAAAACGUCAUGAACCGCAAGCCCCAGUAAAUAAUCAUAGAGUCACUACACGGAAGCCGCAGUUGCCCGAACCACCAAACAUAGAUAUGCCGUUCUUGCUGACACAAGACAUUCUGCUCUCGUCACAAGACCUCAUAGAACUUGAAGAUGAGCCAUUGGUUCCAUUGGGUCGACUUCGGCCAAGCAAUGAUCGUGUGAGCACGAAUAUUGUGCCCCCCAACUCCAUUUUGAAUCCACAAAUGCAUAGCAUUCCAAGACAAAACUAUCACACGACAGCUAUCACAGGGAAAUCUAUUGCAAUGCCUGAAGGGAUGAAAUCAACAAAAAGCUCCUCUGUAGAGAGCUUUAAGAUACCUGGCGCAGCAAGUCUUCGGGCGAAGCACGCAGACGAUCUGCCACAGACUCCUUCGGGAACUCUAGCUCAUAGGAAGCCAGAACCACUCGACAAGGACCCGCCCUACGGAAACCGUACAGUGAAGAAGACUCAAGCCCGAGAACUGGAGACUGGAGACCUAACAUCCUCAUUCACGGACGACGAACUCGCAGAAUUGUUUAGUGAAGAUCUCGAGAUAGAGCGUGAUGACCCAGAACCAGCAGAAACCAAAGCCCCUUCCCAAGUCGUACCACAACGUACUCCAAUUCAGAGACACUCGUCUCCAAAGCCAUUUUUUACGUCUAGUGGUACCAAGGAAAGAUUUAUCUUGGCUUUCGAGAAAUCUAGGAAUGACACUUGGCGAAACGAACAGGCACGACGCCAAGGUCAGGAGGAAUUAGAUGUUCUUUGCAGAGAAGAGGAGGAAAGGCAACAGAGGGUGCUGACCGAUAAGCUAUUGGAGGCGGAAGAGCAUUUUGAGAGAAAGGCAGAUGCUGUGGACUUGGUCGUUGACAAUAGCAAUAAGCGUCAACGUGCUUGCAGCUCGUCGGCCAAGUCUAGUAACGGCGCUCCUCGCAGCCAGAAUAGUGCUACCUCGAGCAACAAGGCUCGGCAGCGUAACUAUCCUCAUGGCUCUUUUGAGAAAAUGUGUGAGAUGCUCAAGGAAAAACAGGCCUUGGAGAACACCAAAGAAGCCAUUAUACCUGCUUCCCAGGGGAGUGACUAUGGCGAUUUUGGUUUGGAUCUUGACGACCUUCCUUGCUUAUGA
This is a messenger RNA of Pestalotiopsis fici W106-1, 2988 nucleotides long. RefSeq lists its product as uncharacterized. The coding region runs from base 1 to 2988 and encodes 995 amino acids. Lineage: Eukaryota; Fungi; Ascomycota; Sordariomycetes; Amphisphaeriales; Sporocadaceae. The transcript has a single exon. The record is from RefSeq and is a predicted model, not a curated record.